UCUGCCCACAGCUGACAUUCCCACUGAACAACAGCCACCAUGGAGCUGCGUCUCUCCACUUGUGUCCUGAUGGUACUUUGCAUGACUUGGAGUGUAAAUGGAGGAAAGAUUUUAGUGUGGUAUACUGAAGGCAGCCACUGGAUUAACAUGAAGCCGGUGCUGAACACGCUGAUCGACAGAGGACAUCAGGUGACGGUCCUGGUCCCAAGCUCAUCAUUAUUGAUGAACAUCAGUGAACCCUCCCAUUUUCGCUACGAACCCUUCAAUGUCUCUGUUUCAGUGGAGGAUGUGGAGGAAUCGAGGAACAACUUCUUUCAAUUCUCCAUGUAUGAGAUGGAUCAUAUGAACUACUUGCAGAUUUACAUCAGAGCUGCAGAAUUAAUGAAGACUCAGUUGCAGAUUGUUUUAAAGAUAUUGGAUGGUGUGUUGAAAUCAGAAACCAUGAUGAAGAAGUUGAAGGAGGGAAAUUAUGACCUUCUCCUGUCUGACCCUAUGCACCCUGGCAGUGACUUAGUAGCAGACAUUUUGGGCAUCCCUCUCGUCUUCUCCUUGCGAUUUUCAGUAGCUAAUAACUGGGAGAGGCUGUGUGGUCAGGUACCUGCUCCACCUUCCUUUGUUCCUGGUGCUAUGAGCAAACUCACAGACAGGAUGGGUUUCUCACAAAGAAUAUGGAACGUUCUCUUCUACACUCUGCAGGAUGUUGUGUUGCAGUACACCAUGUGGAAAGAAGUAGAUAAAUAUUACUCUGAAGUCAAAGGAACACCCACCACUGCCUGUGAGAUGAUGGGCAGAGCAGACAUCUGGUUGCUGAGAACCUACUGGGAUUUUGAAUUCCCUCGUCCUUUCCCCCCCAACUUCAAAUAUAUUGGUGGGAUCCACUGCAGACCUGCUAAACCUUUACCAAAGGAAAUGGAACAAUUUGUCAAUAGUUCUGGAGAUGCUGGCAUCGUGGUCUUCACAUUAGGAUCCAUGAUCAACAACAUCACCACAGAGAAGGCAAACAUGAUAGCUGCAGGCCUCGCUCAGAUCCCUCAAAAGGUUCUGUGGAGAUACAGUGGAGAAAAACCAAAAACUCUGGGUCAAAACACCAAAUUAUAUGACUGGAUCCCUCAGAACGACCUACUGGGUCACCCUAAAACCAGAGCUUUCAUCACUCAUGGAGGCACAAAUGGGAUUUACGAGGCCAUCUACCACGGUGUUCCAAUGGUGGGCAUCCCACUGUUUGGUGACCAGCCAGAUAACUUGGUCCACAUGAAGGCUAAAGGAGCUGCAGUUACUAUGGACCUGAACUUCAUGAAGAGUGAGGAUCUUACAGAUGCCAUCAACACGGUCAUCAAUGACAAAUCGUACAAGGAAAAUGCUAUGCGACUGUCCAGUAUCCACCACGACAGACCCAUGAGUGCCCUGGAUGAGUCCGUGUUCUGGAUUGAGUUCACCAUGAGAAACAAAGGGGCAAAGCACUUGAGGGUCCAGGCCCACCAGCUCACCUGGUACCAGUAUCACAGCCUGGAUGUCAUAGCCUUCCUCCUCACCAUAGUUCUGCUCCUGAUAUUCCUCUUUGUCAAGACCUGCAGCUUCUGCUUCCAGAGGUGCUGUGGCAGGAAAGGAAAGACAAAGAGAAAGGCUGAGUGACAGACUGAACAUAAGUGUGAUUGAUAAAGAACUGAUGCGUGAAUAAACUGGUUGUGUUAUUGGUGGAAAAACAUGUAAUGUCACCUGGAUUUGAGAAUUUGUCACUAGUUUGAAAGCUAUUUUUAAAGUGUUUUUGGUUUGCUCUUUUAAAUAUUACCCAUGAUUACUACAAUUGCUCACAGGUGUGCUAAUUUGCAUAACUGCACCUGAUGUCAAUUUCACAUUAAAUUCUGAACCUUCAUUGGCUGGUGUCAAUUUAAGAAGAAAAAAACCACACACAAAGUUAUUUUAUUCUGUGACUUUACUUAAAUCAUAUUGAUGUCAGGUUUUCUCAGCAUACUAUAGUAUCACCACAAAUAUUUCUACAGACAUAGACAAAAGAGCUGAAAAAUCAAACACUGACACAAAUCAAGUGAUGUAAUUAAACCAAAAACUAAAUGGCCUUCCAUUUCUCUGAAUCGAGCUUCGUACAAACAGGCAUGACAUUCACAUAUGCAUAACUGUGUCUUUACAUGUAUGAACAGCAGAGACUGUUUUUAUUGCUAUCAUUUUUUCAUUUUUCCAUCUUCUUUGACCUUCCACAGCAUGAGCUCCAUGCAGGCAGCAGCGUCUUCUGCAGUGUCAUGACCACAAACUGAAAAACAGUAAUGCAUUGAUUUAACUUAUGCAAACAAUGUAGCAGUCUGCAUUCUCAGCAAUAAAACCUACAUUCUGCCUCAAA
Messenger RNA from Acanthochromis polyacanthus (spiny chromis), 2353 nucleotides. Its product is annotated as UDP-glucuronosyltransferase 2C1-like. The record is from RefSeq and is a predicted model, not a curated record. The transcript has 6 exons. The coding region runs from base 40 to 1632 and encodes 530 amino acids. Gene Ontology annotation, molecular function: UDP-glycosyltransferase activity. NCBI's taxonomy places the organism in Eukaryota, Metazoa, Chordata, Actinopteri, Pomacentridae.